Molecule: messenger RNA, 3140 nt
Organism: Aureobasidium subglaciale EXF-2481
Lineage: Eukaryota; Fungi; Ascomycota; Dothideomycetes; Dothideales; Saccotheciaceae
Exons: 4
Coding region: 142-2760 (872 amino acids)
Biological process (GO): mRNA processing; primary miRNA processing
Cellular component (GO): nuclear body
Source: RefSeq, a predicted model, not a curated record
CACUCACCCUCGUCCAUCUUCUGGUCGACCGCAUCCCGUCUUUCAUUGAUGCGUCGCCAGCUCUCGGCUCCUGUUCUGCCCAAAUUUGCGCUACAGUCGCUUUGUUGAGCCUCUCCACCAUCAUAUCCUCGAGCCACCAUCAUGGACGCUUUCGAGUCAUACGGCGCAAAGUCGCCCAAUGAUCUCUCCAGAGUUGAUAGCUACGACCGCGAGUCUUACAACUCCCGUGAGAGGGACCCUUACCGCGAGAGACGCAGAUCGCCGAAUUCUGAUCGCCGAUCUCGCGUUGCUGGCCGUAAUCGCUCACGCUCUCCUACACACAUCGACCGCUACCAGCCCGACCGUUCGCGUGACGAUUACUACCGUGGACGCGAAGACCACCCUCGCGAUAGACGUCGCUCUUCUCCUCAGAUCCAGCCUGGCGGCCCAAAGAACAUUGAUCGAUACAUUCCCGGCGACGACGCUGCGGUUCCUCGAGCCAUCGCAGUGAACCAGCUUCGAGAUCCUCUGCUGGAAGCUUCACAAGUCGGAUUUAGUUACUUCGCCGAGUGGUGGAAAGCCGAACAAGAGAUCAAGCAACAGCGUGAGCGUCAAAAGAACGGGGGUCGCCGUCCUGAUCCCAUCAAAGAAUCGCGCGACGAGCAGAGAACAAAGAUCCAAAACGCCUACGACCAAUACAAGCUGAACUGGAACACAAGAAUGGCCAAGCUGUUCGUUCACGCUCAUAAGUACGACACAUGGUUCCGCGAACGCUACGUGCUAGAAGUCCGCGAUCCCUUGCGCCAAAAGGUUCUCGAUUUCAGACGCGAUCUCUUCGCGCGGUGGGACUCGGAUUUGACGGCUGGUACCUUCGACGAGUUCACCCUUGAGGGUAUCUACAAGAGCGAAAGCAACGGUGCCGGGGGUAUCGUUGAGAAAGAGGAAGGAGAGACCAGCGCUGCCGCUGAGGUUUUGGCCGUCUCAGAUCUACUGCCAUCCAAGGGUGGUGAUGUGCGAGACCCUGUUGCUUUCCAACCUACAUUACUCGUUAAGACCAUUACCCCAGCGGUCUCGCGAGAGAGAAUGGAAGAGUUCUGCAAGGAGCAUCUCGGCGAGGGUGAGGGUGGCUACAAAUGGCUGAGCUUGAGCGACCCGAAUCCUGGAAAGAAAUUCCACCGUCUUGGCUGGAUCAUGCUGAACCCUGCAUCCGAUGUUCCCGAGGACGAUAUCAAGCGACGUGGCAGCCGCGAUGAUGACGAUCAAGACGCCGAUGGUGGUGCCAUGGAUCAAGACAAGCCAACUCACGCUCAGACCGUAUGUGAAAGAGCUCUGAACGAGAUCAACAACAAGACGAUUCAAGAUCCAGAGAAAGGUGACUUCACAGUACACGUCGGCAUUCAUCACCCUCAAGAUAACCCCAGGAAGAAGGCGUUGUGGGACCUCUUCUCCGCCCCUGAGCGAGUCGAGCGCGACUUGGAUCUUGCUCUCCGUUUGGUCAAAAAGCUCGACUCUGAGAUGGGCGAUGACUAUGAUGGCAUCGGCAAGAUCGAGGAACGCGUUGAUGAACUGGCUGGCAAAGGUUACUUGCAACCUCCUAUACCAGCUCCCAAAGUCAUCAAGGAGGAAGACGUUGACGAUGGCGAGAUGGAAGAGGGUGAGGAAGACGAAGGCGGCAUUGACGAAGAUGUUGAUGACGAGGAGUUGUUGAUCAAGAAGAAGAAGCUUGAUCUGCUCGUCGAGUAUCUUCGCCGUGUCUGCAACUUCUGCUUCUACUGCGUGUUCGAAUGUGACUCGGUCCACGAGUUACAACGCAAGUGUGCAGGAGGUCAUCUUCGUCGUCCCCGUGCAAGUCUUACUUCUGCUGCCAAGGAGACUGCCAGAGCUACUGCGAAUGGAGACCCUUUCCCGCUCAAGCGUCAAGAAGGCGGUCUCGGAGAUGGCGAAGAUGGUUCGCCAGCCGAAGAGAGAAAGUCCGCUCCUCGAGCAUACGGCAAGAAUCAGCUUCAAAAGGCAUACAAUUGGGUCAAGACUUUUGAAGAGAAGUUGCUCAUGAUCCUUGAGCCCUACAACGUCGAUCUUCGGAAACUUGGUGGUAAGCCGGUAGACGAAGGACUUGAAGAAGACAUGAUCAAGUUUGUGAAGCAAGAGGACGAGUUCAAGUUCAGAUGCAAAGUCCCAGAGUGCACAAAGCUCUUCAAGGGUGAAAACUUCUGGAAGAAGCACGUGGAAAAGAGACAUCAAGACUGGCACGACAAGCUCAAGGAAGACAUUGAACUUGUCAACCGCUAUGUCCUCGACCCUGCUAGACUUGCUCAAGGACGUAACGAUGCAAGUAGCAAUGGCCACUUCCCGGUUAACAACAACAUGCCCACAGGUACGCCUCGCAACUUCAGCUUGAACAACAUGCCAUUCUUUAACAACGGAAUGCCCAUGCCAAAUGCUGCGGGCCCCCUUGGCUUCAAUCCAUUUGUACCAGGACAGUUUCCUGUCGCCAUGCCUGGUUGGGGCAUGCAGGGCGGCGACCGUGGCGCGGGUCCGAUGAGGACUGGCGGUAUGCGCACCAACAAUGCUCGGGUGCCAGGACCAUACGAUCGUGGCAUGAGAGCUGAGCCGCGACGAAGCAUCAGUGGUCGCCUGACACCGCCUCGUCGUGGCAUGUUCAUGGAGGGAGGAGAGCACACUGUCGGACCCAGACAGGCAGUUGAAGGUCGGACCAUGAAGAGCUACAACGAUCUGGAUGCCGCCGGCGGUGCUGGAGGAGCCGAAGAGCUCAAUUACUAAAAGGAGCGUAUCAACAGAUGAUCGCAAUCACAUUUCGUGAACAGAAAUUCAAAGAUGCUGUCGCGUCUCAUCGUGCCUAUCCUUAUAUUCUUCUUGGUCUUCUUCAGAUUGCGUAAACUAAUCCUGAAAUUUGCCGUCAGGCUCUGUGAUUGGUGGUGUGCCCGCAACGCAGUCUGUAUCCAUCUUUUCGAGGGAUGAUGAUUGAAACCUUACAUUGCCAUAACUAGUGAUCGCCAUCGAAUCACGACAACCGACAAACGGUUAUGAGUUUGCGAUGUAUCAGAAGCCUAUACGGCAUGUCUAAUCGAAAGAUCGAUCAAUGUUGUGUCUUUGCAGAGCCGCCGACGUGUUUUUAAAUGCUGUUGCAGGCCUAACCCUGC